This is a messenger RNA of Stegodyphus dumicola, 17844 nucleotides long. RefSeq lists its product as uncharacterized. Lineage: Eukaryota; Metazoa; Arthropoda; Arachnida; Araneae; Eresidae. The record is from RefSeq and is a predicted model, not a curated record.
CGUUUAAACUCGUACAGUUCGAGAUUAAUAUCUUAAGAAGACUUGAGAUGGAAUGCCAAAAAAGUAAUUCUGUACACAAUUCGUAAUCGAAGUUUUAUAUCUUGUUAAUGCUGUAUAAUUCGUGAGUGAUUUCUUAAGUAUAUUACGAGUUUUAUGGCUUUAGUUUACAUUAGCAAUUAUUCGCAUAUGUAUUCCAUUUGAAAGUUGACAUUGCCGUGAAAAAAUGUCUGCCGACAAGCUCUAUCCAUAUGGCCUACCUCUUGGGCAUCGGAAUUUGAGUCUCCCAACUGAAUAUGAUUAUCAUCAAGCAAUGGCCCAACAUGCUGCAGUAGUGUCUGCAACUAAUAAUUCAGCUUUACAUCCUGCAAUGGCUCAAAUUCCCAUGAUGCCUACUGGUUUAAACCUUUCUAUGAAUUCAGGAAACCAUUCAUUGUCAUCAGGAAUGCAAUCAUCUGUGACUAAUGCUCAUCAUUUGACACAUGGAAGUGGUGUUGCCACUGGUGGUGGAAAAACCAAAACUAAAAAACUUAAGGUUAAUAAAGAUGGUGUUCCAGCUCCUAAACGGGCCACAACUGCAUACAUUAAUUUCACGCAGUGGUAUCGAGAAGAUCAAAAGAGGAAUGGGAGACAGAUACCUAAGAUUGGGGAGUUUGGAAAAGAAUGUGCUGGUAAAUGGAAUAACAUGAGUGGUGAAGAAAAGCAACCAUUUCUCGAAGUUGCAGCUCGAGACAGAGAAAGAUACAGAAAGGAGAUGGCAAUAUAUAAGCCUGCUCGUGAUGUUAAUAAGCCUAAACGUCCUGGUACUGCUUUUAUGCUGUUCAUGGCUGAUUUGAGAAAAGAAAUGGCCGGCAAAGAACCUGAGGGUGGUGUUGCAGCUUUAGCAAAACUAGGGGGUGAGCGAUGGAGGUCUAUGACAGAUGAAGAAAAACGGAAAUAUGUUGAAAAACAAGGCGAAGAAAAAGUUCGCUAUGAAGCAAGCAUGGAAGAAUAUAGAAAAAAGCAAAGCAUUGCAAAUAUUUCACCUAUUAAAGCCCCUCGUCCUGAAGAGCCUUCUAAUGACAGUUCUGAUAGUUUGGACUUGCCAAGUGCAGCAGCAACUUCUCAUUUACCUCAGUUAUCUCAAGCAACAUCUAAUUCUGGUUCUUCAACACCUUCACCUACUGAAACUCCUACACCUGCAUCACAGUCAAAUAGUACUUCCCCACCACCUCCCACUCUAAGUCCUGGCCCAACUGAUCCUCCUACUUCAGAAAGUCCUAAUAGUUCCAUGGCUGCUCUGUCAUCACUUACCAAUCCAAUGUCUUUAUCUCAUGCAAUGGCAAUGGGAUAUGCUCAGCAUACACUAUCUAAUUUUGCACAUGCAAGUGGGAUGUUGAUGCAUAAUCCCAGUUAUAAUCAAGUACAUACAACAAUGCCAUCAUCUGCAUAUUUAACAUCAUCAAGUCCUAAUUAUAAUCAGGCUCACAUGCAAGGUGGACCAUAUAAUUGGAACUAAAAAUAUGAUACUCAUGCAUUCUGCAUUUAUUAUGUUUGUAAUUUGUUUGUUUGUACUUGGCAUUUGUUAUAAUUUUUGUUAUAUUUUUAUUCUGUGAUGAUUCUUUUUGUAUUCUGUGGAUUCAUUUUCUUGUUGUAAUGGCCCCUAACUGAAAGGUGGGAAAUUUUUAUUCUUGUCAUUGAAUGCCUGGUUUAAAAUAAAAUGACAGUGCAAUAGCAUUAAAACUUUCCCCUGCAGUAUACAACUUUAUAUCAUUCCUUUAAGUAAUAUAUGUCUUAGUAUAGUUACUGUUUAGACUGUUGAUCAGGUACUCUUUUUUUUUCAUUCUAUUUUUUCUAUUUAGCAUGAAUUAAGGGGGAAAAAGGAAUUACAUAGCUUCAGUAAAGGGGGGCACAUGUGCCAAGUAUGAAUAUUACUUAAUUAUUGGAAGUAAGUUAAGUUUUAAUUUUAAAUUUAUACUUUUCAGUAUGAUAUGCUGUAUAUUUGGUAAUGUUAAAUUUUAUCCAUACUUAGGAAAUUAGUAUUUUGUUCAUGUUUUUAUUCAUUCAUAAGAAAAACUAAAUUGUUUUAUUUAGAAAAACUGUGUUUUUAAACUUCUUAUGGCCUGAAAUAUGAAAUAUUUAGGGCUGUAUUGAGCAUUUAAAAAUUUAAGGCUAAAAAAUCCUGGAAGACUGAAUGAGUCUUGUGGAUUUAAAAUAUUAAUGAAUCUCAUUAGUAUACUGUCACAUAGUUAAAAUAAUUAAUCUAAUUAUAAAUAUUCAACAUUGGAGUGACCUACCUCAAUAACAUAGAACGAGGCCAUUGUAUUAUAUCCUGGUCGUGUGUUCAAUAUUAUUAACAAUAUUAAUGGAAAUAUGAAAUACCACUACGUAAAGCACUUCUACAUAAUAUAUGCAUUUCCAGUAUGAGUGUUCAAUUUUUAAUGUACAAUUUUUAUUAUGAUAAAUAUUCAUCUUUUCAUGUGUAAUAAGUAUAGAAUAAUCAUUGAUUUGCAAAUGCAUUCAACUAUCACAGACAUUUUUUUUUUUUUUUUUUUAAAUCUGUUUUGAGUUGAUGAUGCUGUUGAAUGAAAGUACAAAUCUAGAAUAUACUUGUAUGGUAUUUAGCCUUCCUUGUAUGCUUUGGUAUAAAAUGCCAAUUUUCCUCCUCAAAUGUUUUAAUGUGAUUUUAAUCGUGAGCUGUUCAAGAUUUAUAUGCAUUGCAUGUGUAUUGUGGUAUUAAAUACCAGUUCUUUUUCAUGUAUUAUGUAGCUCAGAAUGUGAACUUGAUUGUUAACUUUAGUUUAUUUUCCAUUUAUAUUUAAUAUUCCAUGCAGACUAAAAUCAUAGUUUAUCUUUUAAGGUACAUCCUGCAAGUAUAUAAUAUUGUCAGCAAAUUGUGAAGCACAUUAGCUGAACUUGUGUCUUACAGAUGUUAUGUUGACUGAAGUUAGGCACUCAGGGAAUAACAGUACUUCUUUAUAAUACACUUGCAAUAUUUAAAUAUUUCCUACAUUUUUGAAUAAUAAUGUUGGUCACAUGUUUUCUUGCCAGUUUAAAAUAUUUGCUAUGAUUAAAAAACUGAAGCAUGAAUAUCUGUUAAUAUUUUAAAGAUACUUCAUUUGAAAAAUUUUUAUGUAGAGAGAUUUUAUUUAAAAAGUUAUUUUUUAGCUCAUGAAGACUAUUAUAAAUUUUGGUUGAAUUGAGUUUUGUAAAGCUACUAUAUAGAUUUAGUAAAUGUGUUUACAAAUUGUUUUUUAUGUAGUAAUUGUUACAUAAAUUAUAUUUUCAUAAAUUUCAAUUUGUUUCUUAGCUCGAAUUAUAAACUGUGUGGAGAAGAUAUAUUUGUGUUAUGUUUAUCAUUACAACUUUUUAAGCAUUAUGUUCUUGAACUUUUUAUUCCCUGUUUCAGAUUUUUUUCAAUUUUUAAAAAGAUGGUAUCUGAAAGAAACUACCAUGUUCUACUAUGAAAUUAUUAGAAUUUAGUUCUUAUUUGGACACUUUCUAUAUUAAUAACUUAAUUAUAUCAUUAGUAAGAAACUAAAAUAGUCUCAUAUCAGCAGUUUAUUAUGCCUGGUUUUGGUAUUACUUUAAUAUUAUUUUCUGAUUAAAAUUCUUGUCAUAUGCAGACACUUUUUUUUUUUACUUUGCUUUGCUGAAAAUGUCAUGGUGGCACAGCUAAAAACAUCAUCAAAUUUUUGCAUUACUUUGGCUCAGAAGAGUGUAACUAGUGCCAGAUUUUUUAAUAGUUAAACCCUUUCUAAUAGAUAUGUUGAUUUAGGAAAUGUAAAAAAUAAUAAUUUGCAGUUUUGAGGAUAAGUGAAGAUAUAUUGUAGAAGUACACUAACAUUUUUAAGAUUCACUGUAUGGAAGUUAUAUACUUUUACAGUUAAUUUUUGCCUGCUGAUAUUGUUUUAUUUGAUCAUAUUGGAUCUUUUGUAGUGUGUAAUUUUUAUCACAGGCAGAAUCGGUUUUUAAUUGUUGAGUGUAAAUCAGAAAUUUAAAAAUGUCAUGAUUUUUGAGGAAAUUUUAAUAUUUAUUAUAGCGUAAAUGCCUACAUUGAUUUGAGGAAGGUCCUGUGUAAAAUAACAAUUGUUACUUGCCUGGUGCUUUGCUACUUUAAUUUUUUUUAAAGUAAUUUCUUUAUCUUUUAUUAUUCAAAAAAUUAGAAUGAAGUUGCAGUGAUUGAAAUAGUGAAAGAUAUCACUUUGGGGGGGGGAAGUUCCCAUAAGAAUGUGAAAAUGAGAUUCACUUGUCACAAACUGAAAAGGUAUAAUGAAAACAUUUAGAAUGCAUACUGCCUUCUAUUACCAUGAGUAUACUUUAUGAAUAAAAUUUUUGAUUUAUGUUCCUUGAACCAAUAAUUUAAGCAUUUACAACUGCAGUGAUGAAUCAGCGAACUUUGUAAGUAAUUUUCUGUUUUACAUUGGCUAAUAAAGGUAUCUGUUUUUUAAAUGGGGGAGAGACCAGAAUUUGAAUACAUACAAAAAAAAAAAAAAAAAAAAAAAGAAGAAAGUAAAUCAAUGCAUUAUUUUGUGUGGUCUGUGAGGUGCGGUAUGAAGAAACUUGCAUGUAUUGUAAAAAUUGACUUAAAAUUUGGCUUCAAAAAUAAGUGUGUUAAAACUAGUGGAUAUUAUGUUACAAAAAAAAAUAUUAUAGAAUAUGUGAAAUAGAAAGUGUUGAUAAUUUAGAUGCAAAACAGAAUCUUUCCAAUUCUGAAAUAGAUAACUUCUGUUAACAGGAAUCAUCUCAAACAUGUAAAAAAUAAAGGAAAUUAGAAGUCCUGGCCAGUGGCAUAAAACUAAAAAAAAAAGAAAGGGGUUUGAUAAUGGAAAUAUUUAUAAUUGAAAGGGCAUCUAAAAUUUAAAAGUCUAAAAACAAGUUAGAGACUUGUUUUUUAUGAAAUUUUAGUUUACUGUUAUCUGUGCCAGUAAUGAAAAAUUUAGGUUUUGUUAGCUGUGCCAUCAUUUAUAAUGAGAUAUUCUAUGCAUUUUGUAAUUAUUUUAUGAGCUGAGUGUAAUGACUUCUAUGAUUCUGAGUGUGUUAAAUAUAAAUUACAUUAACAAAAUUCUAUAGAAAAUUUUAAAAAAAAGGUAAAUGGCUUUUGUAUUUGAAAGUUAAUGCAUUGAAUGCAUUAUUGCCUUCAUAUAUUACCUAAAGCAUUCCUGAAUUUGGUUACCAUGACAUUUUUUUAUGAGGUUCUUUUGAAAUCUUGUUUUUUGAAAAUGAGGAAUAAUAUAGCUUUGUACUUAAUAUUUUGCCUUAUGUUAAUCUGAGAAAGCAUAGGAAUUUAAAUUUGUGAAAUUUAUGAAUUUUUUACGUGUUUGUAUGUGUUUGUUUUUAGAAAAUGCUUUAAAAAAAUCUCCUGCAAAAUAUGUGGCUGACACGCACAAAUUUGUUGCAUUACAAGUAUUUUGUUUGGAGUAGUAUUUUCGUAGCUGUGCCGUUUCUUUUUCUUUUCAUAUCUCUGCGAUAUUUUUAGAAAUGUUUUUACAGAAUGUUUUGUAUAAAUAUCUAUUACUUUAUUGACUUGUGCGAAUCUUAUGAGUGUGUGUUUUUCGUGUUUGAAUGUAAGUUUUUAAUGUCUGCAGCACAAGCGUCACAAUUUUAAAGUAUUCUUAACAAUAAAGCCAAAGUUUUUUUUUAAAUAUUGUGUUUUGCUUUUUCAGCAAAUUUCUUGUAUAUACAUUCCAUUUGUUUUAUCUUUUUUGUUUUUAUAGUUGAAAAUGUUAUUUUUUAUAUUGUUUUUGUGUGGUUAUCAAAAAAGCAUCUGAAUUAUUUCUCGUGUAAUUGCUGUCCAAAAAAUGGCUUUUUUUAUGUGUUGCAUGUUAUCCUGUUUUUAAAUAAUUAAGAUAUGGAUUACAAUAAUUUCCAUUAUCACUUUCUAGCCAAAUUUUCAUGCAAACUCAUCUGUCAUAUUUUAGGGCUGUAUCAUUUCCUGAAAAGAUUAAUUUUAAAGUGAGCAUGAAAAAUUUGUAUGAGCAGCUUCAUGUUUCUUUGGAAGGAAAUAAAUUUGACAUUCUGCUUUUUUCUUUCUAUUUACCUUAUUUUGGCAUUAAAAUAUGCCUGUUCAUGUGUAGUUGAUCUGUGUUAAUUGAAUGCUGUUUAGAUUUUGAAUGAUUAUGAAAGUGCAUGCAUCUUGGAAAAGUAAAUAACACUUCAUGUUGCUACUGCCAUUUUUGUAUUUGGAAGGUGUAAGGUAUGUGCUUUGAUUGUGGGAGAUUACUUUUUGUUGGGAAGGUAUUUAUAUCAUUUAUGUAUUAUUUUUCAGAUUUACAUUUUAAUGGUAAGUGUAACAUAUCAAGUGCAUAUAGCUUGUUACAUGGGGUUCAUGUUUGGUGUGCAAUUUUAUGCAGGUUUUGUAUAAAGAGUAAUUGAAAAUAUGUCUUUCAGGAUCUACAAAGUAGCCUUUAACUUAACAUGCAUACAAUUUAACACUUUUGAAACAUGUAAAAUUUAGCUUUUGUUGUAAUUGAACAGAAAAAUUUGUGUUUAAAAUCUCUAGAAAAGCACCUGAAUUUAACAAACUCUUUUAUAUGGAAAGAAUACAAAGUUUGCAAUAAAGAAUUACAUUUAAAAUUAUUUGCAGUUGAAAGAAUGCUACGUUUCGUUUGUAUUUAGAUGAAAAAUUAGUUAAGAAACUUGCAUAGAAAAGCAUUAAAUUUUAUCCAAUUUAUUCUGAGGCUAUAAAGAAGGAGAAGUUUACAGACAAGCUCAGAAAAUUUAUAGUUUUUAUCAGUAAUAGUGCAUCUUCUGAUUUGACGACAUCCAAACAGCAAUACUUUAAUUCUUGAUUCUGUAGGAAGAAAUGUGUGCAGAGAAAUUGAUCUCAUAAAUGUUAAAAGGAUUUUUUUUUUAAUGGAGCAAAUGACUUAAUAGGUUUGACUUACAUUUUUUAUAUAGUGGUCAUAUAUUUCAUUUUUGACAUUAGGAACGCUUUAGCAUAUUAUUUGCAAAUGUUUUGGAUCAGUUAUGCUACCAUGCAUUUAUCAUCCAUAUGACCUGGCAACUGUUGCCAUAAUAGAGAACAUAAAAUCUUCAAUUUAACUGCUAUUUGGCCUGGCAAAUGGCCAUUAUUUUUAUAUUGCAGUUAGAUCUUUAUCUUUCAAAUAAUACUAAUAUCGCAUAACAAACCGGACAGUUUCUUAAUAAUUUAAAUAUGUAGGUUUUGUAAAAGCUGUCCGAUUGCUGUAACUGAAAAUAUAAUAUAUGCAACUGAAUUUUUUUUGAGCUUUUUGCAGCAUUAUUGUCACUAAUAUUGUAUUUCUGAUAGCACGUGUUAUGUAGCUUGGUUCAUAAUCAUUUGGUUUUUAUUUCUGAAUAGUAUGAGAAAUUCUAGUUAAGUAUUUUUGAUGUUAAGAAACAUUUAUAUCAUAAUCAUCCUAUUUUUUUUUUUAUAAUGCACGUUAAUGCUGCACUACUAAUCAUCUAUGUGGCUUGACGGAUUACCAGUUCCGAGAACUUUUGCUAUUCAUCCUGCGUAAGAUCCUUAAAAUCAUAAGACACCAUUUGAAAUUAUUUCAAAAGCAAUGUACCUACUUUUUAUUUUAUGAUAUUCACACCAUUAGGGAAACUGACAAAAUACAUCAAAGGGUGACAUUUAAUAUAAUUUUCUUUGCUAGCAUACUGUACUUGAUAAAUCAAAUGUGUAUCAGUAUUUAUUUUAAAUGUUUUUAUUUAAAAUUAUAUAUCUUCUUGUGAAUUCUGAAAGUGCAAGUGCCUCUUAAAUGAAAUAGAAAGCAAAUGCCCAAGAUAAUUUUAUCCAUUAAUUGACUUUAAAUUGCAUAUUGCUGAGAGCCAUCUAGAGACCUUAACAAAAUCAAAUUCAGUAGAAAUGUUUCAAAAUAUUCAGAAAACACUUCUGCAUAUGACUAUGUGUGCCUUUAAAGUGAAUGUCUGUAUAGUUACAAUUUGCUUACUGAAUAAAAAACUUGACCAGGUAAUUUAAAAAAAUUGAUUGAACAUAAAGAUGGCUGUAUAAGCUUUAUACAUUUUAUUAAUGUGGUGAAUCAGUAUCCCCCCUUUGUGCAUACCUUUCACAUGAAAAUAUUUAAUUUUAAUAUUAAUUUUAAUAUUGUGCUAUUGAAAUGGUGACAGAUGCAUUUGCAACACAAAGUUGCUCAUUUAUGCUAGUAUUUAUUAUCUUUGAUAAUAACUAUGAGACUAAAAUGUGUGUUGAACUCUCAACCUUACUGAAAGUGUUUUGCAGUCAUACAGAGAGGGAAAGAUCAUUAUGUAGGCCUGUUUGUUAUAUAUACAAAAUGAUGAAUAUUAAUAUGUACAAGGAGAUACCAAGAAUAUGCUGUGUGAUGUUUCGCAAUUAAGCUUAAUAAAAUAUUGUAGUUAUUUGACUCGUUACGUGUAUGGCGGUAUUUGUGUUUAGCUGGAAAGUGCAUAUUCAUAAAAGAUAUAGCAGCCUCAUCGAGCUAGAUUUUUCACAAGUUAGUAGUUUUCUCUUCCACAAGAGAUGAGUAAAAUUAUUUAUCUGGAUUCGGUGCUCAUAGAAGAUGUGUCAUGUCUAUCCAAGCUGCUUAUUAGAGUAGAGUAAUUUCUUCUUUUUAAGCAAAAUUAAUUUUUUUAAAACUUUUAGUUGUGUGAUUGGCUAAAAAGUAAAUAUUGAAGUAAUAAUCCUGCUUGUAUGUUGGUUAAUAUAGUAGAGAAUAUAUGAUGUACCUUUCAAUUUUUAUUUAAUGUCAUGAAAAAACUGGCACAUUGAAAUGGUGCUAUAAUUUUUGUUAGACUUUGUGGCUUUAUGUAGCUUUGGCACUUAACUUGCAAACAGGACCUUAUGUUUAUUUUAAAUUUAAAAAUUAACGCAUGACGCAUAUUUUGACACAAUGGGUUAUAUUCAGUUUGACUUAAAGUAAAGGAAAUUGUUAUGCAUUGAAAUGCUGAGUUAUUUUUUACUGUGAGAUACACAGAAUGUUAAAAAUUAAGUUUUGGAAUUCUCAUUCAACUCAUUUUUUCCCCUCUCAUUGAGAAUGAAUGUAAAAAAAGAAGAGCUCUUAGUUUUUAAAAUUAUCAAUAUUUAGGUAUAACUUUCAGUGUAAUUUUCAUAUGAAAAUUAAUGAUAUGGGGAGGUGAAGAAAGAAGAAUAUGGAAUGCACCCUAUAACUGUGUGCAGUAGCAUUGAACUGAGCAUGACGAGUUUGAGAAAAUUAUAUCAGAUAAGUCUCAUGAGUUUUGAGAAGAUUAUACGUUUAACAUUGAUUUUAACCAUAUUAAAGUUAAGUUUAACCAUUAAAGUUAACAUUGAUUUUAACCGUUAACCAUGACAUUGAUUUUAACCAUUAAAGUAAAAGACGAGAUAAGUCUCAGUUUUGAGAAGAUUAUAUAUUUAACAUUGAUUUUAACCAUUAAAGUUAAUGCAUUUCUACUGACCAUUGAUGCAUGUUACCCUUUAGAUGGCUGUGUACUUAACUUCCAAAUGGAAUGAUUUCUUUUUCAGACUUUACUUAGAGCAUAAUGUUUGUCCAGAAUUCACUGUUUCAUCAAAAAUGAUUUAAGUACUUACCAGUAGUAAGCUGAAUAUAAUGUUUUACUUUUUGAUUAAAUUCUUGACUUUUCUUUGUUAUAAAUUACUGUAACUUGAAAUUAUUUCAGUUAAAAUUAGUUUGUAAAUAGCUUUAUUUGUGUGAAUUAAUAGUUCUUAUGAUGCAUAAAAUUUCUUAUAAUCGGGGUAAUUUUGUGAUGUUAGGUCUUGCUUUUUAAUUAACAUAAAAAUCUAUUCAAAAAUAACUCAGUAGUAUCAUUAUUUUAUAAUUGUUUUGAAAUCUUUUAAACUUGGUAGUGAUUGAAUAUGAACAAAAUAUUGAAUUUUGCUCAUUUAUUUUCUAUAUUAUUGUUUCAAGAUUACUAUUUAUUUUAAUUUCUGUGUAGAAAAUUUCCUGAAGCUUAUUCACAUAUGCUCUUCAUAUUAUUAGUGUGUUGUUUUUUAGCUUUAUCAUUAAUUCAUUAAAAAGCAUGUUCAUGAGCAAAUAAAUAUUUAUUAUGAUAAUAGAAAAUUUUUCAUCUGAAUCUAUAUUCAUCUCUUCUGCUUUUAAACUAUAGUUGUUAUUGUUCAAAUUUAUAAAUGCCAUUUAAAUCAAUGAGUAUAAUUCGAUUCAGUAAUACUAAUUUAAAUUGCAUAUAGUACUGCUGCAAUGCCAGAUAUUUACAAAAAAAUCCAUAAUUAUAAUUUUAUUUUUAAUUAAUAUGUUCAUGUGAACAUGCUUAUCCUUCUAUCUUUAACAUGUUGACUGCUGUGGAGGCACUCGACCUGGCUACACUGCUGUGAGGCCACCAGUGACUGGCGACAUGACCAGUAGUAAAAGUACAUAAUUGGAGUAAACAUCAAUAUAGUUCGACCGCCUCAUCCACGACCAUGAGUGCAAUCACGCAUGCACUAUUUGGACCGAUUUAUUCUCAAAAUACGGUGGAAGGAUAGGAACUUUCUUUCCCUUGAGCAUAUAAAUUUUCUUCUUUCGGAUGUCUUCACGUGACCUUUCACGUCGCAGCAAGUAAUAUCAUCCUUUUUGGAAGAGUCGUCGUGUUUUGGCAGAGUGCCAGCCAAGGUUGCAUUUGAGACGGUUGAACUAUACUCAUAAAUUUUUAAAUAAUACAUUGUUACCAUAAUGGUUUAAUAAUAAUAAAUUGCAAAAAUGGUCUACAGCGCUCCAAAAACAAAAAAUGUGUUAAACAUGAUUGUGUAACUCGCCUAAUCUUCUGUAGAUAAUAUUUCAACAUAAUAUACAUCACAUAAUAAAAAAUUCAUGUUGGUGCCAUGGGCAAACCUUGUGAAAAGCAUAUGGCAGUCAGUGUGUUAAAUGGUGUCAAACCCCAAAUAGUUUUUUUCUUCCUACAUAUCAUCUUUUAAUUGUGUUCAAUAUGCAUAAUUUAUUUUUAAUGGUUCAAUAUGCAUAAUUUAUUUUUAAUGGCAAUAAUAAGGGAAAAGUUAUAUGUUUUAAAUAAAGCUUUUUGAUGUUUUGAAGUUCUUAAGAAUUUGUUGUUCUAAGUAAAAUACUGUCAGGUAUUUUCUUAAACUUUCAAAUGCCCUUUAAGUUUUUUCCCCUGCUGUUUUAGUAACUUUUAUGCCUUUUUAAAUUUCUUAUCCAUAGCCCAAGCUUCUAAUAUUUCCCUAAGAUCAAAUUGUUUUACAUAAGUACAGAAAGCCUGUAAUUUUGCGUAGCAAAAAAUUAUCACGUGGAGGUAGAGAUAGUAUUGUAAGAUAUUUUAAAAGCAAUAUUCGUUGCAGAGUAAAAGCAAUAAAUAAGUGAUAAAAUUUGUCCUUUGUUUGGCAUUAUUUUAAAUGAAAAGGUUUGGUCUCCCUUCGGAAGGUAGAAUAUUGGGGUAAGCAAGCACUCUGGUUUAAAUUACCAUGAAUGAGUGAUUGAAAAGUUCUGAUUGAUGUGUAUCUCUUGCAUCUGUUCUGAACACUUAUUAGAAAUAUAUUUUUUUAAUAACAAAACAAGAAGUAUUUAUACAUAUGUACAUAGUGCUCCCAAAAUCUAUAACUUCAAAAUUUUAUAAAAAUUGGGAAAUUAUGUGUAACUGAAUAUGGUUUGGCCAGAAAUAAAAUGCAAGAAAAUUUCUCCAGAAUGGGGUAUUGGAUAAAUCUCUAGGCCAAUGUUUUAGUGAUGGAGGAUGCUUAUAUGAGCUCAACAGGAGUCCUCACAGUCAGGAAGUACUGAAAAUAACAUCGAAUAGCUUUUUCUAUUAGUGAAUACCAUGAAGAAAUACUUUUGUGAUAUAUAAUAGAUUUCUUGCAUGUAUAUAAAUCAUUUCCAAUUAAAUUGUGAUCCCUUCUGUCGAUAUUGCAUAGCACCCCUCUCUUAAAAGCAGCUGAACUAAAUGUUUGCCUGUUACAAAAAGGAAACCUUGCUUGGUACUUUCUUGCAAACUACACUCUACUAUAUCCAUUGUUAAUUUUUUUUAUUUUUUUUAUUUUGUGGACUAUGGAUUACUUCGUACUUAUUUUAUGUAAUUUUUAAGCAACUUUUUUCUUUUAUUUGAAUGUUUUGGAAUGAUAAUUUAUUUCUGUGUGCUAUUUUUUCCCUCAGCACAUUCAAUCUGGAUUCAUGAAAUAAAUUUUAACCAUACUUAUAUUGCAUUGAUCCAAAUAAUUGUAUAAUUUUUCUGAUAUUCAAAAAAUGUCUCUGUAAAUUCUUGUGUAUUUAUUAAGUAUAUUUAGUGCAGAGUUUUCUGCAAGAAGUUUAAUUCUUUUUUCAUUGUAUCAUAUUUGAUUAAAUUUCUGCCUUUAAUUUUCUGUUUAAAUUAAAAAAAUCUUUAAAUUUGUUAGUCUUAACAUUGGUCUUAGUAAUUAACUGUUUGAAAUCCAGACCCUUUCCCUUUGCUAACCUGUAUCCCCAAAAUACUGAACCACCCGAAAUACUUUUCCAGUUUCACAGCAAUUUCCUCCCCUCCCCGUCCAUUAACGCAGAAAAUAGGUGUGAAGAUUUCGAAUGGCAUCCUUUGUUCUUUCUAAUAGAUUGCAUUAGCCUUUGACCCUGUUCUUUAUAAAACUAUUCUGAAGGUCAUACCAACAAGCCUUUCUGGCUUUGUUAUGAUCACGACUGGGAUUUGUUUAUUUCCAUUAUUUUUAUGGGAAGGAAUAAAUUGAUUUAAAAUAAAUAUAAUCCUUAAAUUUUUAAACUGCACUUUUAUUGCUGUUUAAAGCUUAAAGCACACUGUACCACAAAAGAAUCAACAACGAAAUGCCAUGAGCAACCAACCUAUAAGGACAAGCUGUCUGCGGUAAACUGAUAUGCAUUUGGGAAACUGCACCUGCUACUGCAUAUGUUAGGGAGAGGGAAGAAAACAAGAUUACAAUCUCGGCUGUUUUUGGGUGGUUCUGGUUGUUUCAAUAUAGAUCUGUGUGGGGCAGAUUGGUUGUGAAAGAGUUAAGGUAAAAUAACAUGCUGAACAAAUAUUAAUUUAGAAGUCAAACAACAACAAUCAGCAUUAUAUUUGCAAAUUUUUGCUGAACUCGUUUCGAUGGUUUUAUUGAACCGUCAACCUCAGCUGCCAAAGUGCAAAUGAAACUGAUGAAACUGCACUUUGGCAACUGAGGUUGAUGGUUCGGUAAAACCAUUGAAACAAGCUUUGUGAAUAUUUGCAAAUAUAAUGCUGAUUGUUGUUGGUUGACUUCUAAAUUAAUAUUGGUCUUAGUAGUUAUGAUGCCCAAAUGCUUCAAUUUAGAGCCUGGUUUGAAAAUGUAAAUUUCUCAUAAGCAGGCUCUAAAGUGAUUUUUAAUUUCUAUACUGUCUUGUAGUCAAUCAUGAAUUUAUUGUUUGAUUAAAGAAAAAAUUCAUCAAUGAAAUAUAUAUCGGAAUGAAUUCUGUACUUUUAGAAUUAUCAAUAAUAUAUAUAUAUAACAGUGUACUGUAAUAUCCAAAAAAUAAUAAUGUAAUAUAAAAAAAUAAUGAAAUAUCAAGUUGUUGGGGAAGUUCUGGUUGUUGGCAAGUGUAUCAUGAAUUAUUAUUUAAUACAGAACCACACAUUGAUCAUUGGGAAAAACUAAAUAUCUCAUAACUCAGCAACUAGAAAUGUGGAAGUCUGGAUGUUGCAAAAGAUAGUAGAAAAUUUCCCAGCCUUAGUAACAAUUUGGGAGGAUGUUCAAAUUGUGUGAAGUCUUGAGCUAUCUUCAAAAAAAAAAAAAAAAAAAAGUUAGCUGCCGAAAGUGAUGAUUACAUCUGUUUGAGUUUAUCAAUGAAAUGUUGCAGUUGCUAACAGUACAAUUUGGUGAUAAUGCCAGUGCCUAAUAGGAGCAGCUUUAAACCACUAUGCCACUGGAAUUCAACAGAUACAAAAUUGUUCUUAAGCUCAUGUAUCAGUCAAAUUUUAAAAUCAUUCCUGCUAAUUGAAGCAGUUGUGGGUACUCACCCUUAGUCAACUCUCCAUAUUAGGUAGUAGAGUGAGCUUGCAAGCUUCCAGAGUGAUAGUUUACUCAAACUCAGCUACACUGCACCUGCCCAGAACUUUUCGCAGGGCGGAAUAUAAAAUUUCUAUGCACCAUAGACCCAGACCCAAUCCCUGGGGCUAGAAUUUAUGUCAGUCACAUUGAAAAGGCUGUAAAGCUUAUGAAACCGAUGAAUAGAUUGGGCAUCAUGCUAUCCAUUGGCCUGGUUGACAUUACUAACCUCCAGGACAGCAUAGGUUGUCCUUUUGGAUAGUAGGAACUGGGCUCAUUUACUUUAUGCCCUCUGUUUCGAGAGUAUAAUGUUCAGCCAAUAUGUAUGACUAUCAGAGUAUAAUGUGGAGCUGGUAGGUAUGACCCCCCAGGGUGUCAUGCACAGUAUGUGAUCUGUUGCAAACUCGUAUCUGAAUGCUGGCCAAUUUUUAAACUUUGUACUGUCAUUGUGAAGGCAUGAGAAUCAAUAUAUUGCAUUGUUUUUUUCAUUGGACCUUUUCCAAUUAUGUUAACACAGCAGCUUGACUCAGUAACUUUGAACCUGAACAUGAAGCUGUAGAGCAGAAAGUGACGGACAAAGAGCUAACUUAAGAAGUAUGAGCGCUUGUGCUUAAAGAUUAUGUUUGGUAGCAGUGAACUAUGUUGCCACAUACUUUCUUUUCAUAUACCUGUGUAGCAGAAACUGAAAACAUUAUAGUGAAAAGAAUUUUAAAUAAGUGACCAGAAAUUUCCCAGAAGUGUAACCAUUAGCCUAAAACUGUUUUUAAAUUCCUAAUUUUUACAUAAUGUAUUUCAUGUGCAAUGUUUCUAAUUACUUUUGAACAUGAGUUUUGUUAAGCUUCUGAUUAUUAUUUGCAAUUUUCGUAUAACAGCCUUGUAUUUAAAAUUCUCAUACUUUUAAAGAAGAUGAAUCUCGAGUUAAUUUUAAGCUGAGGCUUAUAUUUUAUUAUAUCAAAGAAACAUUUGUUUUUAGACUUUAGUAAAGCAGAAUUCCAAAAUAAUGCAACAGUUUGAGCAUGAUAGUUCUCCACUUUUGGUUCAAGAAGUAUUUGCAAGAACAUUAUUUGAACUGGAUGUAUUGGUUAUUUAUUUAUAAAUACUUGCCAUUGUUUAUGUUCUUUUAAUCUCGGAAUAAUUACUGAAGUGCACUUUAACACUUUACUGACCGCUAGCGGUUCAACAGCAUUCGCACGUCUGACAGGUCGUUUAGCCGCAGAUUCUCCAACGCCAGCUGUUUUUCGGUUUAACGCAAGUGAGCAAUGUACCUCAAUACUAAUAACAAAAUGCAGAUGAUAUAGCAAAUGGCAAUUGUUUAUUGCGAUGGCUACCUAUUGAUAGGUUAUUUUUAGGUAGCCCAAGGAAAAAAGUGAUUAAUGGGCUAUCGGCUGGAGGCGAUGGCAAAAAAUGACGAUUAAUAGGCUGUCGGUUGGUAGGCAUUGGCAAUGAUAAGCCGAUUAAUAGGCGAUCAGUCGGUAAAGUGUUAAUAAUGUUAUUAAAUGCAUCCUGCUUAUUUUAAAUAAUUUUUAAUAGUUUCCUAUUGUAUUAAACGUACUUUUAUGACUUAUUUUAAAUUAUUGAAGAAGAAAAUCUAUUUACUAAAUUCGUGCAAAAUUUAGAAAUUUUGGCUAUGUUAAAGAUCGUACGCAUAUUGAUUGACUAUAUUUGAAUUUGUCUGGGGGGGGGAAGGAAGGCAGGUAUUGUUAAGUAUGUAUUUUGUAUGUUUGGGGACAUUUUUGUAAAACAAAAUAUUUUGUUUAAAGUUAUUUUUUGUAUAUUUUAUCUAGAUUUGUGUAAAGCAGUCAAAAUAGCCUCUUAUGAAUCUUAAUUUUCUUAUUGUCUGUAAUAUGUUGGCUAUUAUAUAUAUUCCUACAUUUUUCUCAUAAUGUAUCAAUUUUUGUAUAUAUAGCUGCAUAUGUUCUUAUAGUUCAUAUUUCACACUUGUGUGACAGUUUUAUGUGAAAAGAUUUAGAUUAACUGUUUUAAAUACAUUCAAACUUCACUCCUUAUUGUGAUAUAUUUUACAUAAAAUCGAGUUAAUGAUUUUUAAAAAACUUUUUUUUAUACACAUUACAUUAUACUAAAUCCAUGCAAACUUUUAUUUUUGACUUGCAUUAUAGAUUAUAUAAUAAUAUUAAUUUUAGUUUUUGUGUUUGUAUUUCCCCAUUUUUAAGUAUUAUUUACUUUUGAACUUCUGAUUAUUUUGAGUUUUUGUGUGUAGUUUAAAAAGCUGAGUGUAUCCAGAAAGGAUAAGUAUAAGACAUUUAUCAUUAAUAAAAAUUUUUUUAUUUCUUUAUUAAAUAUUUAUUGAACUAGAGACACUUACAAGUUUUAAAUAAAAAAAAGAUAAAAUAUUUUACCUUUUUUUAGAAAUGUACUGAACAAUUUUAUUAAUGAUGUCAUUGUUUAAUUUAUUCAUCAUUCAGCUUAUCAACACUGGUGAAGAAUUUGUGAUAUUUUAUGGUUUCAUAUUAAUAUUACUGCAUUUUUAUAGUGGUCGUAUUCUGUUGUGUACUUAUGUGUAAGCAUUAGCACUUGAAAUUUAAUUUUCUUAAUAUAUGGUCAUAUUCAUUGAUGGGUAUUUUUUUUAAAGAAAUUCUACUUUUGAAGUAAAUGAUUUUCUAAAGAAGGAAAGUCAUGUAAUGAAACUAAUUGCUAAAUUGUGUCACUUUGGGUUCUGUGAAAUGAGUCUUUAAUUCAAAAUGUUUUCAUCAACAAAAACUGAAAAUUUGUCUCAUAUUUUCUUCUAAAUAUUAAUGAGUUAGCAUUUGUUGUUUUGUGUCUGAUCUUGAUACUAAUUAUUUGUGGUUCUGUAAUUUAAAUAAUUACCAAGCGAUGUUGUGGACCAAGUUCUGAUUUUGAAAUUUUGUCUUGUUUAUUUUUUUAAAAAUUCAUUGAUCAUUUGAUUUUUGAAAUAAUUUUAGUAAAUAUUUAUAAAUGUGAAUAUGGUCACUUGUUGAAAUUUUUUUGUAAACACAUGCUCAUAAUUAUAAUAUUCUUCAGAUUAUCUUUUAAAGAAUUGUGUUCUUAAUAUUCUCAUUAAUUAAGAGCCGUGCUUAAACUAAAACUUGUAUUGAAAUUCACUCUUUGAUAGGAAUUGAAGCUCAGCAGUCUCAUGAUUUACUCCCAUGGGAGCUUAUUUAUGUAAAUUUAUUAUCGAAAGUGUACACAGACUGUACAGUGAUUGGUUAUUUAAUCAAGAAAUCAGCUGAGUUGAUAUACACUUUUAAUACUUUACAGUGUUUUAUCUCCCUGCUAUUGUUUUAAAUUGUUAUUUAGAUUUCUAGUUUUCAAAAUUUUCUGUAUAACUUUUACAUAAUUUUUCUCUGUAAACAUAGCUUUAUUUGCUCAUAGUUGUGCUCCUGUUAAUUUGUUUUAAUUUGGAAGUAUAUUUAAAGUAAACAUAUUUCCAUUACAUUAUAAGUAAACUAAUAAAAUAAGCUUCACUGAACUCAAGUUUGCCACUCAUUUUCUUCUUGAACAUAUUACUCCUUUUCAUAUGAAAUCCAAAUUUAACUCAUAUUAAAUGUACGUUUUUGAAAUUUAUUCUUUAUUUCUUUAAGUGAAAUUCGAAUAGCUGUCUGCGUUAGUAAUCAUAUUUCAUUUUGUUUAGUGCAUGAUUCCAUGUGUAAUUACUCUGAUUUAAACUGUGAGUACUUCAAAGCAGUGUUUGAAAAUUCUUUGUCUAUUAAUAGUUAUGCAUUCCUGUAAAGGGACCAAUUUGCAUCUUCAUAUUUUACUAUUUUGUGCUAAUUUGCUUUAUAGUUUAAGUGCUUAGAACUCAUGUCUGUGAUUCCCAAAUGCUAAUGUUAUUACUUCUGCACGUCAGUUACAUGUGACCGGUGUGUAAUGUAUCUCUCUGGAUACUUCAUUUAUUUACUGUCUGCUGUCUACAUUUUAAAAUAUUGUGACAGUGACCUAUUCUCUUAAAGGUAUUAAUUUUGUUUGUAAAUAAAAGUCAACAGUUGUUGGUCUUCCAAAUCUGU